This is a messenger RNA of Cricetulus griseus (Chinese hamster), 509 nucleotides long. NCBI's taxonomy places the organism in Eukaryota, Metazoa, Chordata, Mammalia, Rodentia, Cricetidae. The record is from RefSeq and is a predicted model, not a curated record.
GCCACCCCAGCCCCCAGGAUGCCCAGCAGAACUGCCCGCUAUGCUCGCUACAGCCCCAGGCAGCGGCGGCGGCGGCUACUGGCUGAUCGCAGCGUGAGGUUCCCUAACGAUGUUCUCUUCUUGGACCACAUCCGCCAAGGCGACCUGGAGCAGGUGGGGCGCUUUAUCCGGGCUCGGAAAGUCUCCCUGGACACCAUCCACCCCUCAGGCCUGGCUGCUCUGCAUGAAGCCGUCCUGUCUGGAAACCUGGAAUGUGUGAAGCUGCUGGUCAAACACGGCGCCGACAUUCAGCAGCGCGAUGAGACUGGCUGGACGCCUCUGCACAUGGCUUGCAGCGAUGGGUACCCUGACAUAGCCAGGUACCUCAUCUCCUUGGGGGCAGACAGAGACGCCACCAACGACGACGGCGACCUGCCCUCCGACCUCAUCGACCCCGACCUCCCGGGCCUGGCGGAGCUCUUCAGAGGAACCAGCGUGGACUGAGCGGGCGCGCCGUGGGGUUUGUGCCG